AUGGCGUCUUGCUCAACUGCUGCAAACUGGCAAUCGAAAUUCCUGAAGAAAGAGUACCAAAAUUGGCUAGCUGUAGGCCACGCCCUUUCACUUAUGUGCGAUGGGUUGAGGCCCUACAUCGAGAGAGAGAUGAAAGUAUUUCAUCGAACUUUAAUGGCAAACCUUGCUUAUGCACCCCCUUGCGCCUGUCGAAAUCCCCUCAAACACUCUUGUGCAUGGGCUGCACAACUUUCAAUGUACCACAGAGGUGGACUACCAAACUCUCCCAGGUGGCGCCAAAGUGAUUCGUACAAAUGGACAGAUCCAAACCUUGGUUGCUGGGAGGUAGCCAAACUUUUCAUGUCCGAUUUAGGGAACAGCGCUGUUGAUGUGAUAGACGCGAGUAGUACCGACUGCACGGGAUUGACCAAUCUUUUGUUCUGGUGUUCCCACUUUCCUAUACAACACCAUCUCGUUGAAGAGGUACGAAAUACGCGAAAUACUAGAUGGGGACACGCUCCGAGACAAGAGCUAACAGAGGGAGAAAAGGCAGAUGCUCUAACAUCGAUAAGAAAUCUUCUUCAAGAUCCGAACCUAACUUUCGAUAAUGACGCUAAGGCGGCCCUCGCAGAGAUACACGCAAUGGAGAAGGAUUUCGAUGCACGUAGUAUUGAGAGAAAAGUUUUGGCAGAUUUCCAGGAGACUGUUUGUGGUCAACUUGACGACAUUGAAGGGGAAAUCAAGGCCUUCAAGAUCAAUUGCAAAGGUGUAAGCAACAAGGUACGAAAGAAACUUUUGAGCUUACAAACCCAACAGACAAAGGUCUUCAAGCUUCUUAAAGGUAUUGAUGAAAGAAUGGAGGACGCAGCAAAUCGAAACUUGUCACAGGCAACACAGGCUUCAAACCUCCUCAAAUGGGUGUAUACAAGGGGAAAGCAAUUUGUCUAUGACAACGCUCGCAGCUUGGACACAAAGUCACUUACCCUGUGGCUGCUGUUGAUGGUACUCCCGAGUUUUUUUAGAUGUUUAAGUCACAACUCUUACAACGACGGGUGCCCGAUGGAAGAUGGCUUUGUUCCUUUUGACAGUAAAGAAUUCAAUUUCACAAGCUACUUGAAUAAUGCCCGAGAAAGAUUCACUGGACGGCUCUGGCUCUACAAUGAACUAGUAUUGAAUUUGAUGAAACAAGAUACACAUCGGGGAGUAAUAUUGACUGGUGAACCUGGUGCAGGGAAGUCUGCACUUACUGCCCAAUUGAUCUGUUCCCGCUCAUCUAGUCCUUUUAUUCACAAAAGAAUCAUUGGUUACCAUUUGUGUAAGCACGCAGACAAAGCAACUCAGGAUCCUGGUCGAUUUGUUCGCAAUUUAGUCGACUUGAUGGCCAGAAGAGUUCCAGAAUAUGGAAUGUUGAUCUCAGAUAGCUUGUUCAUCCUUUCAGUUCUAGAGAGAAGUUGUUUACGGGAUCCUUUUGAAUGCUUUGAACAAGCUGUGAUGGUGCCACUUUUGCAGUUAAAAGGUCAACCUCAAUUCUAUUUCAUCAUCAUAGAUGCCUUAGACGAAUGCUCGUUAGACGUUGGAGGCACUUCAAUAGCUCAGUUUAUUGGAGAAACGUCUGGUAAGCUUCCAAAAUGGAUAAAGCUCAUUAUGACUUCUCGAAAUGACUCAAAAGUCCUAAAACAUUUGAGUCAUUUCCCGAGAGUGUACUUGUCUUCCACAGAUGCACGAAACUUACAAGAUAUCGAGGUAUUUAUAACUGCCAAACUAUUUGAAGAGGCGUCGAUUCUCGAUAGGCUGAAAAAUGCAUUUGGUUUGAGUAGCGAUGAAGAGAUUUCUUUCCUGACGAGCAAGAUACUGAGCCAGAGCCAAGGGAAUUUCCUCUUCGCGAAGGAAAUGUUCCAUUUUUGGGGAAACGGCUUGAGCAAUGAAGUAGACUUGAAGCAGCUCCCGAAAACGAUUGGUGGGAUAUACGAGAGUUACUUGAAAAGGGUUUAUGGUUCCCGAGAGAAGUUUAAGUCCGCGUUGGCUAUUCUGGAGGUUAUGGUGGCUGCAUUCGAACCAAUGCAGGUUGAUCUUGUAUUCCAGAUUUUAAAAAUUCAGGAGAACAUCGACUAUGAAUAUGAAUAUGUCUACGCGUUAAAAGAUCUUUCACACUUUAUCAGAUAUGGUGCAGACAACACGAUCACUAUUUUCCACCUUUCUUUUACAGAGUGGCUUACAAGCAGAGAAAACAUUGGGAACCCAUACUAUGUAAGUCGGAAGCAUGGUCACAAACGCUUAGCUAAGUACUAUCUUAGCGUUGUCAAAAAAAACCGGAACUCAUCCAUGGACAUUUACCGUUUAGCAUAUCAUGUUAGUUUUUGGGAGGGCGACGAGAAUUUCCUUCAAGAGUUUGGGAAUAUCAAAGCGUCUUACAUAAAUGCCUCAAUUAACAGUGAUAACAAAACCCUUCUUCACCUUGCCGCAGAAGAAAGCAAUUUAAAACUUCUUCAGUUACUUGCUCCCUCGUUUGAGGGCGUUGACUGUGAGGACAACUAUGGUUUCACUCCAGGCUUCCUCGCUGCGAAAAGGGGUCUCAAAGAAAACGUCGAAUUUCUCAUCAGGAGAGGGGCUAACAUUGACCACCGAACUAAGCCACCACCUCCCUUACGGUCUUUCAUGAAAGGCUCUAUCUUUAUGUUUGUGAUUGAUCCUCUUGAACGAGCUAAAACAGCGUUCUGGAACUCCACUAUGAUGCAUGCCGCCGCAUCUGGAGGUCAUACUGCUGUAAUACGAGCACUACUGAAAAGGGAUGCUGCUUUUCGAGAUGUGAACGGUAUCAACCUGACAGCCAUCCAGCUGGCGGCACAAAAUGGACAUUCAGAUGUUGUUCAGCUUUUGUAUCAUAAAGGGGCUGAUGCGGACCAUCUUUCUCUUCAACUUGCAGCUCACGGUGGUCAUACAAAUACUGUAAAGUUCCUCUUAAAGAUUGGUUUAACAGAUACUUGCAUGCGUUGCAAUGGUUCAUUUUCUUGGCUCGGAGACAGAGUAAGAUAUCAAGCGGCCUCUUUCUACAACUCUAGUGAUGUGCAUGGGUACAUUUUAUCUCAUGACAUUUACAGAAUUCAAUGCCAAAGUGCACUUCAUUUGGCAGUCGCAGGAAAACACUUAGAGGUAGCUAAACUAUUGUUGUCCUCGGAUUACAACGCAAUCCACUGCAAAGAUUUCACUGAUCGAACCCCCCUUCAUGAAGCGGUAAGGCAAAAUCAUCUGGAGACAGCAGAGCUUCUCAUAAGAAGUGGGGCUCGAAUUUCUCAAAAAUGCAAGCGCUUUCAAAAUUUUUCCUCUUCCUGCAGCUCCCUGGGGACCGAGUGUCAAGGACAGAGAAUGUUUCUCAGCGAAAGAGAAAUAGAAGAAUACAAUAAAGAUCUUUGUCACUGCGGUACAACACCAUUUCUCCUAGCCGCAAGAUAUGGUCAUAUUGAGGUGGCGUCCCUGCUCUUGCGCAAUGGUGCAAAGCUCGACGAUAUGGAUUGCCAAGGGGCCACGCCACUUCAUGUUGCUGCGUGUCAUGGGCAUUACGAUUUUAUUAAAUGGAUUAUUUCUCAGAGACCUUCUCUCCAUAUUGACAUAAAAAGUAAAAACCUCUCAACCCCGCUUCACAGUGGCGCAAUUUGUAACAUUAACAAGGACAUCAAUCCGUUGAUAGACAUGGGAUCUAGCAUUUAUGAAACUGAUGAAAAUGGAAUGACACCACUACACUACUCAGUGGCAAACAGUUUCGAACGCAAUUCAAAUUGGAUUUUCCACUCAACGCAUGAGGACCGCGGUGGUAAAUCAUUCACUACAGUUUGGAAUCUAGAGGGAGGUGACUUAACGGUAACGCAUGAUUCUUUCGUUAUUUCAAGGAGUAUACCUUUGAGCUUUCAGUGUCGUAAGCUGAUAAAAAUUAUUGAAUCAUCAGAUACAUCAUACAUAAAUAAAAGAGACAAAAGUGGAAGAACAGCAUUGCAUCUCGCGGCAAGAUCUGGGGAGGAGUGUUGUGUCUUGCAGCUACUGCGGAAAGGGGCAAGAACGGAUUUGAAUGACAGACAAGGGAAAAUUCCUCUAGACUUUGCCGUGGAAUUUGCGACUGAAGUGAUCUAUCCCAACAUGAGGAAUUCCAGUGAUGAAAAAGUAAAUUUUGACCUGAUUUUAGCCUUGAACAGAAGGUAUCAUAAUUCAGUAGCUCAUAUUCUCCUCUCUAGAGAGGAUGACUUGACCCAAGCGUGUGGAGGAGAGAAAACUGCUUUGUUGCAUCGCGCGUUUGAGAAGCAACAACCAAUAAUUGCUUACCUGAUACUUUUAAAGAACCAUAGCCUGAGCUGUAAAGAUGCACAAGGUCGAACACCACUAAUGAUUUAUCUGCAGAAUGGUGGCAAGUGGCUGGAUGUAGUUUUAAAGCGAUUUGACAUACCUAUUCACGUCGAAUGUGGUACGCCAUUUAACCAGUCGGAAUUGCAUAUGCUAGCCUUUAGAGAGCCGACAGUGCCUACGGAAAAUCUUCUUGAGUACAAAACCUGUGAUGAUUUACAUUGCUUUGUAAAGGAUGGACCCCUUCUGAAAGCGAUCAAGGCCCAUCCUUUAGAAUUCCGUGUCGUGGACGAGUGUCGUGACGCAGAAGGAUACACUGCAUUGCAUAGAGCAGCUCAAGGAGGUAACCUAUUCGUGAUAAAGAAGUUUCUCUCGUGGGGAGCUGAUCUAACAAUCCCAACUCCUCUUGGGCAUAACUCUUUGGAACUUUCCAUUCUGUAUGGAAGGAUAAGCCCUUACCUUUCAAGUCCACCUACUCACAUUGCAGAGGUAGCUGUAGAUCUUUUAUUUGAAGCUACAAAGCGUCUUUCACCUUUUGAUGUUGGAUGUAACAGAACUCGGGCAAAACUAACAAUAUACCACUUGGCAGCUUACAGAGGUCUGAGUGGUUUCGUCAAAACCCUUUUAAAUGAUUCUAGUCUCAAUGGCAUUGAUGUAAACUGUUCAAAUUUGCAUGGCGUAACACCUUUGUACCUUGCCAACCUAUUCGUUGGGACGAGGAAGCCUCCUGAAGACGAAAAGGACCAAUGGCUGGAAGUCGUUGACAUCAUUCAGACAUUCGGAGGCAUCCUUGCCUAUCCUGAGAGAGAGGUGGAGUUAAGCUUGAUUUAUACGCAUCUUUUUGGAAGCUUUCCCCAUUCAUUCGUUUUGGACGGAUUUGAAGAAGGUGGCGAGGAGUUUUUUCACAAUGAUGGUAGCGUAUGCAGUGAGGAUGAGUUGCGCUAUUACGGUAAUGGUACUCUCUUUAACCCAUUCAUGGAAAGCGUGAUGGAGGAAUUAAACCGGAUAAUCAUCCGUCCAACUGGUAAAGUCUCGGAUUUCGAACUAAUGAAGAGGGAUCGAAGGGCACAAUGGAAAACACGUAGCAGACUUCUCGUCACACUGCACACUUUGUAUCAAUUACGCGAUCUGUUAGACGAUGUUAUGAAGGGCUUUGACCAAGCAGAUCAAGCUGUCAAGCAAAGAUCGUUCUCCACGAACGAGUCAAAAGUUCCCAGCCUUAAGUUUCCAAAGCUAAUUGAGCAACCAGAAAUCAUACAGAACCUACGACGCAUAAAGAAACAACUCACAUACGACGAACAAUUUCUUCGUAAGAUGCGCUUUAGCCAUGCGUCAAAAACUGCGACCACUUCUCAUAUGAUGGUGAACGUUAAGAAAAUUGCCCUUAGGUAUGGCCUGUUCUUUGGAGGCGUAACGAACUUUGUAAAACUUAUAGAAAAAUACGAGGAAGGGGAAUUAUGUCGAGAAGAAAUUAUGCAGGUCAAAAUGAUGAUAUUGAAGUUUCGCAUUUAUGUACGUAAGUCCCGGACAGAUGACUUGAUAUCUUUUGAACGUACUAACCUCGAAAAAGGUGAAUUUAUCUCCAAAAGAAUUCCAUUCCAGUGGUUAAAUUCGACGGAUGCAUACGGUUGGGAUAAAGCUGUAAAUUUUCUUUACAGACAAGCAACUCAAGAAGAUUCGGCUUUUGAUUACCUAAGCGACCUCACAGUGGGAUUUGACGUGGACACGCGGAUUCCAUUAAGUGUGGACGCCUUGUAUUUUCUUUCACUGGAACGUCAAUCGGAGGAUGUCUAAUUUUCAUGUUUCAAAUGAUCUCAGGACUUUGUAGCGGGGUCGCAAACUGUAAGCUUUCGUUAAGGUUACCGUGCACCUUCAGGGGUGUCUCGCGUGCAAGCGA
This is a messenger RNA of Stylophora pistillata, 6205 nucleotides long. RefSeq lists its product as uncharacterized. Gene Ontology annotation, molecular function: protein binding. The record is from RefSeq and is a predicted model, not a curated record. NCBI's taxonomy places the organism in Eukaryota, Metazoa, Cnidaria, Anthozoa, Scleractinia, Pocilloporidae.